Molecule: messenger RNA, 1771 nt
Organism: Manacus vitellinus (golden-collared manakin)
Lineage: Eukaryota; Metazoa; Chordata; Aves; Passeriformes; Pipridae
Gene: MXRA8
Product: matrix remodeling associated 8
Exons: 10
Coding region: 123-1436 (437 amino acids)
Biological process (GO): establishment of glial blood-brain barrier; cell adhesion
Cellular component (GO): membrane; cell surface
Source: RefSeq, a predicted model, not a curated record
GAUGUAAAUUGAUGAGGUCAUAGUGUUUUCCAGUUGCAGAAAAAAAAAAAAAAAGUUAAGGAAAAAAAGAAAGUCUUCAACUUGUUUUUCGAGAGAGACGAAAACACGGAGGAGCCGAAGAAAUGGAGCAACUUGUGAAACUCCUCCUGUGGCACAUUUUGCUUCAGCAAAGUUCUGUGUGUUCAUAUUCAGUGCCAGCUGAUGCCUCCAACCCCGAGAGCGUGGUGGUGUCCGUGCUGAACAUCAGUGCUGUGCUGGGCUCUCAGGCCGUGCUGCCCUGCAAGAGCCACCGCAUGGUGUGGACCCAGGACCGGCUCAACGACCGGCAGCGCGUCGUGCACUGGGACGUGCACAGCACCUACUACGGGGACAACAAGAUGGAGAGGCUCUGUGACAUGUACUCUGCUGGGGACCAGCGUGUCUACAGCUCCUACAACCGUGGCAGGAUCUUCAUGCCCGAGAACGCCUUUGUAGAGGGCAACUUCUCCCUGGUGAUCAAAGGUGUUGCAGAGAGUGAUGAAGGCAUAUACUCCUGUAAUCUUCACCAUCACUACUGCCACUUGUAUGAAACUGAGAAAAUCCAGCUCACCAUCACCAAGAAAGCCGAGGACGCCGGCGAGUUCUGGGACGGGGAGAAGCCGGUGGUGGUGGCCCUGCAGGGCAGCACGGUGACGCUGCCCUGCGUCAACCGCAACCACAUCUGGACGGAGCGGCACAGCGAGGAGGAGCAGCAGGUCGUGCACUGGGACCGGCAGCCCCCCGGGGUGCCCCACGACCGCGCCGACCGCCUCGUCGACCUGUACGCCUCCGGCGAGCGCCGCUCCUACGGGCCCCUCUUCGUGCGCCGCAAGAUGAACGUCACCGACGCCGCCUUCGCCCUGGGCGACUUCUCCCUGCGGAUCUCGGAGCUGGAGAGCGCCGACGAGGGCACCUACUCCUGCCACCUGCACCACCACUACUGCGGCCUGCACGAGCGCAGGAUCUACCGCGUGUCUGUGACCGAGCCCGUGGCCAGGGAGAGGAAGGUGGUGAACCUCACCACCCACAACGUCGCCCCGGCCGUAGACCCAAACAUUGUCAGGGGCCACAAUGUGAUAAAUGUCAUCAUCCCUGAGAGCAGGAUGCACUUCUUCCAGCAGCUGGGAUACAUCCUGGCAACCCUGCUGCUCUUCAUCGUCCUCCUCAUCAUCGUGGUGCUCGUCACCCGCAAGCGCCGGCAGAGAGGUUAUGAAUAUAACGUGAAGAAAUAUGGAGAGAAGGAUGUGAACUUGAAGGAAUUUACAGUGGACACAACAGAUCUGACCCCACACAAAAGUGAAGACAUCAGGCUGGAUUACAAAAACAACAUCCUGAAGGAGAAGGCUGAGCAAGCCAGAAGCUUCCCAGCAAAGAACAUUGAUUUAGACAAAGAUUUCAGGAAGGAAUAUUGUAAAUGAAGACAUUCCCAAGCUGCUGGCUGGACCAGAAGCUUCAACCAAAGAUAGAUAACAUGGAAGAGAGAUGACUUUUCUUAAUACCAUCUCCCUCCAGUUCCCAUAGAUUUUUUUUUCACAUAGACUUGAGGGUGUUUGCAAAUGCUUCUUGAAAGAGUUAGACUGUCUUGUGUGCAUUUAUGGGUUUGGGUUGCCUUUCCUCCUCGUCUCCCAAUCCUCCAUUCCCCUCUUCUUUUCUUGAUAUUAUUGUUGGUUUUAUGCAUCAAUGAUUUUUAUGAGCUGAAUCAGCAGACCUUUUGCUUUGAUGUAAUUGCUUUAAAUAAACCAACCUGCAUCAC